Molecule: messenger RNA, 3465 nt
Organism: Aspergillus lentulus
Lineage: Eukaryota; Fungi; Ascomycota; Eurotiomycetes; Eurotiales; Aspergillaceae
Source: RefSeq, a predicted model, not a curated record
AUGGGCUCUCUUCUUGAUGCGAACUCCAGCGCUGUGCGCAAGCGCAUCGAAAAUCAUCAGUUUGACGAUGAAGAAGGCGAAGAAUAUGAGGCGUCGAACUUCGGUGGCUUCGGCGACUAUAUGCGCCGUAAGAAGAUCAAGUUGCAGAAUCUGGACUCUGAAAUACGCUCGUCCUCUCCGGAUCGGCCGCCCAUAUUCCGCGGCGUUGUCGCACACGUCAAUGGGUACACUCAGCCAUCUUUACAGGACCUCCAUCGUCUUAUAGUAAGCUAUGGCGGUGGUUUCCUUCAAUAUUUGGAUGGCAAGACCGUCGCAACCCAUAUCAUUGCCAGCUCUCUCACCCCCAAGAAACGCGAAGAGUUUAAGAGAUAUCGUAUCGUCAAGCCGGCAUGGGUGGUUGAAAGUAUCAAGGCUGGACGCUUGCUCCCAUGGGACGCGUUUCGAGUAGUAGAUGAGGGUCAUGCUCAGAAGGUUCUCAACUUCGAUAACGGCCGACUUCUCAGUCAGGCGAAUACACAGCUGGCCGGCUACAGAGACCAGUCAGAUUCCAGCUGGUACACAUCUCGACUGAAACGCUUAGAAACUCCCGUCAGAGAGGUUUCUUCUGAAGCAGAACCUCCAGAGAUUUCUGAACAGACUGACCAGACUUCUGCGGCCGAGGAAGCUACGAAAACGGCCACGCAAUCGGACUAUGGCGAUUUCCCUAGCUUUGCCUCUUCUGACCCGGCUGGAAACAUACUUGACAUAUCCAAGUCUGAACGAAGCGACUCACCCAAACAUUCAGAUGCUGAAGAUAUUGCAGCAGCUGAAUUAGGUCGUAGAAUGUCAACACAAUCUCCAGCCGGCAUUACCAACCCAGAUCCGCCGCUCGCUGGAGAAUCCGUACCUGCCAAGACAGAAAUGACCCCAGAGGAGUAUAACGCGCAGCUCUUGGCGGAUCCAAGGAUGCGCAAUUCAAGUGUUGUGAACCCGGAAUUUCUUCAGCAGUUCUACCGUGAAUCUCGCUUGCAUCAUCUAUCAACGUGGAAGGCAGAGCUCAAGGCUCAGUUGCAAGCUGCUGCAAAGGAAAAAUCUCACUCUCAAGCUGGUCUCAAAAAGCCUGUUUCAGGAGCAAGACGCUAUAUUCUACAUGUGGACUUUGAUUCCUUCUUCGCGGCCGUAUCGACGCUGAAACACCCAGAGCUCAAAGGCCAACCAGUAGCCAUUGCACACGGUACUGGCUCUGGCUCCGAAAUUGCCAGCUGCAACUAUCCUGCGCGCGCCCGGGGCAUCAAGAACGGGAUGUGGAUGAAGGGUGCUCUACAAGCCUGUCCGGAGCUGAAGGUCUUGCCGUACGAUUUUCCUGCGUAUGAAGAAGCGAGCAAGAAAUUUUACAGUGCUGUCCUCGCGGUUGAUGGUGUUGUCCAGAGCGUGAGCAUUGACGAAGCCCUGGUUGAUAUCACAAUGCAAUGUCUCGAGGCCGGAGGUUCGGACGGGCGAGGGAUAUCAGAAGGGUCUAUCUACCGCGAACAGGCCAAAGCAGACGAGAUCGCCCAGAAUCUGCGAGAGUCCGUGAAAACGGCGACUGGCUGUGAUGUGUCUGUUGGCAUCGGCGGAAAUAUUUUGCUCGCUAAAGUUGCGCUACGAAAGGCAAAGCCCGCUGGCCAGUUCCAACUAAAGCCGGACAGUGUAUUGGACUUGAUUGGAGACCUCACGGUGCAGGAUCUACCCGGUGUCGGAUAUAGUCUUGGCGCGAAGCUGGAGGAGCUUGGUGUUAAAUUCGUGAAGGAUGUCAGAGACGUCUCUCGUGAGAAACUGAUUAACCAUCUUGGACCCAAGACCGGUCUCAAAAUCUGGGAGUAUGCUCGUGGUAUCGACCGAACGGAAGUCGGUAAUGAAGUUCUCAGGAAGUCGGUCUCUGCUGAAGUGAACUGGGGCAUUCGCUUUGUGAACCAGGCCCAGGCAGAGGACUUUGUGCAAUCUUUGUGCGAGGAGUUACACCGCAGACUUUCGGACAACCUGGUCAAAGGCAAACAGCUGACGUUGAAGGUGAUGCGAAGAUCCGCAGAUGCGCCAUUGGAGCCUGUCAAGCAUCUUGGGCAUGGGAAAUGCGAUGUUUUCAACAAGAGCGUCGUACUGGGCAGAGCGACCAACGCGCCGGAGGUCCUUGCAAAAGAGGCAAUCUCCAUGCUUCGCAGCUUUGGAAUAACGCCUGGUGAUUUAAGAGGUUUAGGGGUCCAGAUGACGAAGCUUGAGCCUCUCAAGUUAGGGGCUACCGACAAGCCUGAAGGUAGCCAGCAGCAACUCAAAUUUAAGGCGUCCCCAGCGAGGAAAAGUCAUGAACAGGUCCGGGAUCCCGAUGACUUGGACAGCCCACGCAAAGCCGACGCUGCAGCUGUCAGUCAUGGCCCGACUCUGAAUGACGAUUCGUACAAACCUCUGAACAUCUCAGGAACUCAAUUCAUCAUGCCGUCGCAGGCUGACCCCAAGGUCAUUGCUGAGCUCCCUAGUGAUAUCCGGUCGAAGUUGAUGUCGCAGGGCAAAGGGCGACAGGAGUCUCGUUCGGCCUCGCCUUGCCCGCCCGCACGUAGGACACAACCGUCCACAGCCACGGCACUCCCUCCUCAGUCGCAGCUGGACCCAGACACUCUGGCCGCUUUGCCGGAAGAUGUUCGUGCCGAGAUUUUGGGAUACUAUCCGCAAACCUCAAGCACUCCAGAACCUCAACCAGUCGUUCCGUCUGUUCCCAGCUCGCGUCCAGCGUCAUCUGGCAACGUCGGGAUUAAGAAGCCAUCAACCCCGACAAAAAAGCGACGAGGUCGACCCAUCACCAAAAGUUCGGGCAACAUGACCCUCACACAGUCCAACUUUAUUGUCGCAAGACCGACGCCAACCUCCGUCAAUACGGAGGAGCAAGCAUCGCCACGGCAGCCCUCUCCCUCCCCGGACCCGGAAAUCUCCGCCGACUUCCUCGCAGCCUUACCGGAAGAUAUCCGCCGCGAAGUCCUCGAAGAGCAGAAACGCGCGCGUAAGCUCCAACGCUCAGGCGUGCAACCGCCCGCUCCUCGAAGGGUCGGUCCAUCCACUCCUGCGUCCGCAGCACAGGAGAAGCGCCUCCGUCUUCCUCCGCUCCCGGAACGCCCGACAUUCACCUCCAAGAAACUAACAGCCCUAUCCGAUCUCCGAGACGAGGUCGGCGCAUGGCAUGCAACCUUCGCGGACGAAGGUCCGUUCAACGAAGACGUUGAGGCGCUCGCUCGGUACCUCAAAAGUGUCGUCCUCGACGAAAAGGAUAUUGACAAGGCCGUGUCUGUUGUUACCUGGCUGAUGUGGCUUGUGGAGGACGCGAAGGCAUCACGAGCGAGUGAGUGUCAGGCAGGCACUUCUCAGGGUACAAUUACCUGGGAUGAAGCCGUUCGAUCUCUGCAGAAGGCGGUUAGCGAGGGUGUUGAGGAGAGAGGGUUACCGCCUGUUGAGUUUUCGUAG